Messenger RNA from Aptenodytes forsteri (emperor penguin), 2511 nucleotides. It is a transcript of the gene CCDC178, whose product is annotated as coiled-coil domain containing 178. The record is from RefSeq and is a predicted model, not a curated record. NCBI's taxonomy places the organism in Eukaryota, Metazoa, Chordata, Aves, Sphenisciformes, Spheniscidae.
AUGUUUGAAAACCAGUCAUUUUCCUGUUCUUCUACGGGCAGUAAUAAGCCAUCCCAAGAUAAGAACAAGUGGAUCACCACAAGGCAACGUAGCUGUGCUUUUGUGAAUACUCCAUUACCCUGUAUUAACAAAGCUAUUUGUCACAUUCAAGAGUUAGAAUUAAAGAUGGAGAAAUGCUUUCAACAGUAUGGUUAUGUGUUUAAGGAGGAGAAAAUACCAUGGAUAACAAAACAGGUCAGUGCUGAAUCUAUUGAAGAUAUCUGGUUAUCAUUAUCCACUAAGUUGGGUUUUAAAGAAGCUGAUGUAUCUUGUGAAGCGUAUGAUUAUAUAAUAUAUAUAAUAUAUGAAAAAGCUUUGGAGUUGGAGAAACUCCGAAGGAAAAAGUUUGGCAUGAAAAUUGAUUGUAUGUCACUUUGGAGGCUUCAGCAGCUCCCCGCAGCCUUUCAAAAAGAAUAUGAAAUGUGUGUUCAAGAUACCUUGGAGCUACAAUGGCAUUUUGAUUGUAAAAGCCGUCAGCUGCGACAGGUACAAAACCAAAUACUUAAGACAGAAACAGUUAACGGAAAGAUUCAGAAGGACAUAGACUUCAUGAAGAAACACAGCCCUCUGCUGGAAGAAAAGCUUAAUCUAGAGGGUGAAGCUGUGAAGGAUGUGUUACUGGCUUAUGAAAAGACAUCAAAAAUAUAUAGCGAUGUUCGUUGUGAACUCAUGGAAAUCCAGAAGGCAAUGAAAAGAAUUGAUGAAGAAUCUGAAAAGAAGAUAAAAUCUAUGUAUGAGGAAAUUAAAUAUGCUGAGGGACUAUUGAGUCAAUACAAGAAUGAGUUAAAGCAUUCUGAAUUUAUUUGGACCGAAUACUGUAUGAAGUUAAAAGAAACAGAGGAGAAGAUUAUAAAGGAUGAAAAACACCUUGAGGAGUUAGUGAAGCAAAAAGCAGAAAUCCAGGAAGAUGCAAAAUGUUGGAACAGCAAAGUGAAAGAUUUGAAUAACAAAAUAGCUGCCCAAGGAGAUGAGAGCAUAAAAAUAGCAGAUGAUUCUUCUGAAGUGAUUAAAGCUGUGGAAGAAUUAAAAUCCACCAGGGAAAGUGAUCUUAUAAAGCAAAAGCUUCUCAAAAUUAAUGAAGCAUUGGACAUUUUGAAAUGUGAAAAUGAAGAACUUGAGGAAGAAAAUGAAGAGGUUUUGCAAAAAUAUAGAUAUAGCAAAAAAAAAAAGAAGGCGUAUCAGUCAGAAGUUGAAACUAUCUGCAAAAGCAUGUGUAAGAUUGAACAGCAAGUAGAAAGACUAAAUGAAGAUCUCUGUAAUGCUGAAUUGUCCUACAGUGGGGAAAAAAAAAAGUAUGAGGACUUAAAAAACCCUAAAACUGUGGAAGAGAUCUCUUACAAGAAUUCGGAGUGGAAUCUUAAAAAAGAAAUUCAAGAUCAAAACGGAGUUUGGAAAGUGACUCAAGCCAGGCUUAAAGCAAUAUAUGAUGAGCUAGAGGAAAAGCAAAAAGAGAAACUCAAGAAAAGAGAGGUAGAUAUGAAGAGGAUAGAAGAGAUUGAGAGACAAGUAGCUGAUCUAGAAACAAAAUUUAAAAGAAAUAAAGAUAUAUUUAAAGACAACCAUGAGAAGCUCUCCUAUUUGGAUCAGAGUGUACAAGCGCUAGUUAAACAGCAGAAGCAAAUUGAACAACUGAAACAGAAAAGAAGUAUCAUGCAGCAACAAUUAAGUGAUAUACAGGAAAAAAAUUCAUUUACUUCCAGUCAAAUUCCUGAAAACUCGCACACUACAGGAAAUUUAAAAAUUGGACUUAAAGAACUAAAUGAAUUAUCGAACAUGAAGCAACUAUAGACGGAAAAUGCAAAGAAAUCUUUCACUGAUUUGUGGAAAAAUUUAAGUGGCGUGAUGUUUAAGCAGCAAAAUGUUCAGGUGGUAUUUAAUCAUCUCCAAGAUGAGCUAGCAGAAUAUGAGAAAAGGUUAAAGCAGGAAGAAAAAACAUAUGGAGAAUUACUACAGAUUAGAAAGAAAAACCUGACAGGUUCAGAAGCUGCUCUGGAGUAAAUCAUUAAAGAAAAUUGAUGGUUAGCUCAAGAAUAUAAAAUCUUUCAGAACUACUACUUAAACAGUAAAGAAGACCUCACAGAAUGUUAUGACAAUAGAAUCAGGGUGGAAGCUGCCGUUACAGAUCAUCAGCAGGAUCAGAAACCAGAGGAGAUUAAAAAAAGAGUCCCAGGAGACUCUGUGGGGAAGAAUGAGAACUACCCUGAAGAACAAAGAGGAAAAGGGGAGUGGAGGGGGCGGCGCGGCCUCUCCAUCCAGGCUGGGCUGGCGAGGAUCCAGGCAGCCUCUCAGGAGAACGCUCAGAAAAUAUUAGCUGUGCAGGGGGAGUUGUCAAAAGCAAUCCAGCACAUCACCGCUUUCUUGCGCUCUUUGACAGAUGGCUCGCCGACUACAGACAACAAUGCAAACAACCAGUGUAUCUUGGAUGCUGAAAUAAAAGACAAGAAAAGUCACACAGUUCAGAUAACAGUGUAA